AUGGAUGAUAAGGAAUGCAAAUUAAGCAUAGAAGAAACAAACAAAUUAAGAGAAAAGUUAGGCUUGAAAAUGUUACAGAUUGAAGGAAAGGGAAAAAAAAAAUGUAGUACUGGUGAUGAAAAAAAUGGGGAUAAUAAAAAGAAAUUACAUAACACAAAUAAAAAUAGGAAAAAUAGUGAACAGGGAGAAAAUAAAGGGAGAAAAAAAAAUUAUGUAAAAGACAAAGAGCAGAUAGCAGGAAAGGAGGAAAAAGGAGAAGAAGAAAAAGGAGAAGCCGAAAAACAAAAGCAAACGCAUAUUCAGGAGGAAACGAACACAGCAAAAACGAUAAGUGCAGAAUUUAAGGACGAUAUAAAUGAUGUAGAAAAAUGGGUAAAUAAAACGAGAAAUACCAUGAAUAAGAGACUUGCACAGGAGGGCAUAAAAUAUAGUGAUGAUGAGGAUGAAGAUGAAGAGGAAAAUGAGGAAGAAAAUGAAAAUAAAAGUAAAAAUAAAAAAAAAAAAAAAGUACAAAAAAAAGAAAUAAAAAAGCGGAACAAAACGAAUGAUUUUGUAAGUAAUGUAAAGGUAGAACACAAAAACGAAGACAUAACGGGUGAUAAUAUGAUUUUGACUUUAAAAGAUACGAAUGUUUUAAAUAACGAAGAAGAAGACUGCUUAAUAAAUGAAGAAUUGAAAAAACAAAAUGUGCAAAAUAUACUUUCAAAAAACGAUGAUAGUUUUUGGAAUAAAAAUUUCUAUAACCCGUUGUCUUAUUAUGAUGAUACUAGUAAGAAGGUAGAGGACAAUUCUUCCAUCCGUAUGAUCCCAAAGUAUGAAGAUGAAAAAUAUUCUUUCAAUGUUAAUAUAAAAUAUGAUCAAAAUGAUCAAAGUAGCCGAAAUGAUGGGAAAAGCAAAAUACCAGCUAAUGAUAAAGGAAUGACAAAAGAAGAGAAAGAAUUGAAAAAGGGAAGCUCUAAUAAGAAAAAAGAACAAGUGAAAGAGGAGCAAAAAACAGUAGAUACCGAUAUAUUCAAAUUAAAGAAAAGAAAAAUUAAAAAUAUAAGUAGAAGAAAAAAGGAAGAAGAUGCUUGGGAUUUUCUCUAUGAUGACGAACCAAGGGAAGAAGACCAACAUAGAAAGUUUGGAAAAGAAAACGAAGAGGAGAAUAUAGGACAGAGCAGAGAACCGUAUGGAGGGGAGUAUGUUGAACAGACCGAAAGGACAGAUAUCGACCGCGAUAGUAUCGUAGAUGAUGUUAUUAAAAAAAUAAAGGAGGAACAAAUGCACAUGGAAUUCAACUAUUUCGAUAAUAUAAUGAGUGAAAACGAAGAAGAAAAUGAAUUAUAUGAACUUUUGGAAAAGGGGAAUAAUUUUAAAAAAAGAAAAAAGGAAAACAAUUAUCAGAAUGAACUCUUAAAAUAUAUAGUUAUAAAUGAUGAAGGGAACAAAAUAAAUGAUGAUAAAAAUAAUAAUGAUAUUAUAAAAUUAACAAAUGCAUCAGAAUUUUGUAAAAAUAUAUCAUUACCAUUAGAUAUAAAUGAAAGUGAAAAAAAUUCAAAAUUUAAAAAAAAUGAAAAGAGUGUGGGACAUAUGGACGAAGACCAGGAUAGUAGCGUAUAUCAUCAUUCUAAAAAAAAUAAUGAAAAUAAAUUAAUAAAUACAUAUAACGAAGUUAAUGACUGGAUCAAAAAUGGAGAAAAAAAAGAUUCAAAAAAAAAAAAAAAAAUUGAUAACGAUCUCAGUGACGACAUGGAUGAUGAAAAUGAUGAUCUUUCACAAGAUGGAGUGUCUGAAAUUUUUAAUGAAAUAAAACUAGAUGAAGGGUUAUAUGGUGCUUUAGAAUAUUUAAAAACAAAGGGGGAAUUAAAUAUAGAAGAUAAGAUAUAUAGAAAUCCUGAAAACAAACCUUUACAUAUGUCAACUGAUAAAAAUGAUAUAAAAUUAGAUUAUAAAAAUGACGCAGGAAAAGUGAUGACUCCGAAAGAAACCUUUCGAUAUAUAUCAUGGAUUUUUCAUGGAAAAAAACAAGGUAAAAAUAAAUUAGAAAAAAAAAUAAAAAGAAUGGAAAUGGAACGAAGAUUUAAAGAAAACCCAAUAGAUUCCUUACCAACCUUAAAUGUUUUGAAAAAAUAUCAACAAGUACAAAAAAAAUCUUUUUUCACCUUGUCAAGCAAUAAUUAA
Plasmodium malariae is the source of this 2163-nucleotide messenger RNA. It is a transcript of the gene SART1, whose product is annotated as U4/U6.U5 tri-snRNP-associated protein 1, putative. The record is from RefSeq and is a predicted model, not a curated record. Gene Ontology annotation, cellular component: U4/U6 x U5 tri-snRNP complex. Gene Ontology annotation, biological process: mRNA cis splicing, via spliceosome; maturation of 5S rRNA. NCBI's taxonomy places the organism in Eukaryota, Apicomplexa, Aconoidasida, Haemosporida, Plasmodiidae. Bases 1 to 2163 code for a protein of 720 amino acids. The transcript has a single exon.